AUGGGCAGAGGCAAGAAAUGGGGCGAAAACUGGGCCAACAAUGCUCAGUUGUGGCGUGGUUCAUGGUCUACGGCCUCACCCAAGGCGCCAUGGAAGCCCAAUGGGCCGGGAAGCUACAGGAGCGCUCAAGCCAGCGAGGCUUUUCCUGCCUUCGAUGCUCAGACAGUACAGCUGCCCUUACGUGGAAGGGAAAUCGCACCGAAGGAGCUUGCAGCGGCAGGCCACGAUGGUGGAGAGAUACUUCUUCUCAACAACCUUCAGUCCAUGCUGAACACCGCUCGCAAAGCCGAGGGCAGAACCGCAAAAGCGUGUGCUGCCAGAGAGCAGCUGAAGGCCCAGUGGGAGAAGUACUUGGAAAACAUGAAGGAUUCUUGGCUGAAAGAAAAGCGCCGCUUCGAGCAGGCCAUGGCCAAACAAGACAAGGAGGUCGCAGAAGCCCGGGAAGCACAAGCUUCUGCGAGGAAGCUCAUCCGACAGGCAGCGUUACCAGUUACGGUCGAACGCGGCCCAACUCCCAUGGAGGAGGACAGCAUGGCCUGGGAGGAGCUUCGAGCGUCCUGGGAUGCAGAGCAGGACCAAGAGCUGGAUGGAGUUCUCCGCAGGGCACUCGAAGAGACACAGGAGCCUCCCCCAGUUACGCCGCUCCGGAGUACACAGGCGAUGCCGAGGACUCCGACCCCUUCCCAUCCAGCUGCAGCAGUGCCGCUGACCACGCCAACUGCCAGGAGCGAUCCGUAUGUCAGCGCAACUGGAGUCGCGCCCAUCGCCAGUCCAGCACCGGAAGGAACAGCGGCAGCUCUAGAAGCUGCCGAAGCUGCGGCCCUCGAGGCGAGCCGCCGCACACCCCGAACUGCGGGACCGCGCUUGGGUAUCAAGACAACCUCCAAGACUUCGCCGGCACCUCCCAGUAUCAGUACCAGUCUUUCGGAAAAGAUCGAGGCCAGGAGAAAGGCAUUGAAUCCUUUCGGAAGACCUGGUCCCGCCCUUGCUGCCACAGCCGAGCUAGCCGCGACUUCCCUUGUCGAGGACGAUCCGGACGAGAGCGAGGAGUUACUUCAGGCUCACCCCAGCCCCGGACUUGGCAAAAUGGAGUGA
This is a messenger RNA of Symbiodinium necroappetens, 1095 nucleotides long. The record is from the annotation of a GenBank genome assembly. Lineage: Eukaryota; Dinophyceae; Suessiales; Symbiodiniaceae.